AUGGUGGUAAUGAGAGGAGAGGUAGUGACACUACAGGUGGAGCAGUUACUGAACGAGAACGAAUACGGUGAUACAAUCCGUAAACUAAAACGGGGUGCACAGGUGAGUCCGUAUUGGACAGAAAAUGAUAAACUUUGGAUGACGAGUACUGACGACAAAGUUCAGGCUGUCGUGUCUCAAGCACAUGAUUCAGGAAGCGCAUAG
Messenger RNA from Gongylonema pulchrum, 204 nucleotides. The record is from the annotation of a GenBank genome assembly. NCBI's taxonomy places the organism in Eukaryota, Metazoa, Nematoda, Chromadorea, Rhabditida, Gongylonematidae.